AUGAUGGAUAAGAUUUGGAUGUGUUGCUCUAGAUUGAGUAAAGCAUUGGAGUUGGGUGAUUUCUUGCAAAAUUUUUACAUCCAAGAUCCAAUUGAGAAGAAUUGGCAUGCUGUUAUCAAGCCUAGUGGUCCAAGAGACUUAUAUGAUAUGUCUGGAUCAAAUGAAGAACGUGCAUGGCAAAUUGAUAAUGAGCCAAAUGUUUCCUCUUUGGUUCCUAUUAUCAAUGUUAGUGAUGAUAGUGUUCAUUAUUUAAGGGGUGAUAUGGUCUUCACACGGAGCCAUCCUUCUCUUGCUGGGUUGAUGAAGAUGGGACAAUCCAUUUGGAACACCACUGAGAAUAUUGAUGCAAGUCUAGAAGACUUUGAAUUUGAGUUGCCUAUGCUUAAUCAGAGUGAAUUAGAAAACAGUAAUGCUGUUGAUGGAGCCAAUUCUACUGGUAAUUGGAAAGCACUGACACCAAAUUCUAAGAGCUCUGUUUCUGCUGCGGAUGUGUUGAAGACAUUGUUCUUUAUACUUGUAAGGUAUACUUUCAGCACAUUUUUGACCUUGUAUAUCAAAACCUUGUUAGGAGAUGACUUGGGGAAGUUUCCAGCUGCCUUGUUGAUGAAUACUGUCCACUUCAGAAUGCAAGCUGUUUUAUCGAAGGCGAUCACAUGGUAUUGGUCUCAUAGAUAUCAGCCUACUGUUGCAAUGUCAUGGAGGGAUUGCCUCUAUAGAGUUGUACCAACAGCUCUUUCAAUGGCAUUGUGUCACAGACAGCGGUUCAGAGCAUUAGAGGAGGCUCGGGGGUGUUGCGGAGUGUUGGCAUAUGUGGGAGAGAACCCCCCACUUGGUUGGACGUUAACUUGCAACACAUCCCUGGUUUUCAUAUCUGUUACUUUUGUCACAAUGUGUAAGUCUGCAGCUCCUAUAUAUCUUCUCCUAUUCGCUUUUUGCAUUAAGGUGAAUUUUCUGUCAAUUGAUUUUCAAGUCUGCUCUCAAUGUUUGGAUAGUGCUGAACUGCAAUAUUGCAAAAACAAUGAGGGUUGGAUGAAGCACUCUACAGGGUUGUGCGAUUGA
Theobroma cacao (cacao) is the source of this 1059-nucleotide messenger RNA. Lineage: Eukaryota; Viridiplantae; Streptophyta; Magnoliopsida; Malvales; Malvaceae. The record is from RefSeq and is a predicted model, not a curated record.